Molecule: messenger RNA, 2073 nt
Organism: Humulus lupulus (European hop)
Lineage: Eukaryota; Viridiplantae; Streptophyta; Magnoliopsida; Rosales; Cannabaceae
Product: ran-binding protein M homolog
Exons: 10
Coding region: 237-1619 (460 amino acids)
Biological process (GO): cytoskeleton organization; cell surface receptor signaling pathway
Cellular component (GO): cytoplasm
Molecular function (GO): protein binding
Source: RefSeq, a predicted model, not a curated record
AUGUAUGUUAUAGAACAUUCAGGGUAAAAUUUCCCUAAAGAAAUCAAGUCUUGUAGAUUUCAUCGACAAUAAUAGUGAAAAAAAAGCGGGAUUUCUCGGCCUUUGCUCUGGUUGUGUCUUUGUCUUCAAGCAAUUUCCAAGCUUUUCAGCUGAGAGAGAAAUUUCAGGUCUGGUUUCGAUUCCCAAACUGCAGAUAGCUGAUAUUUUUAAUUGGUUAGGGUUUGGGACUGAAGGCGAUGACUACAGCGACCAACGACAUCAACGCCAGGAAUGGUGAAGAUCUCGCUCGGUACUUUCUCGAUCGCUCUCGACUAAGCUUGACUCGAGGUCCAUGCGACAUGGAUGAGGACGAAGAGGCGCCUACCGAGCUCAACACCAUUAACAGCUCCGGUGGAUUCCUUGUGGUCUCUCCCGAUAAGCUUUCCGUGAAGUACACUAACGUAAAUCUUCACGGCCACGAUGUCGGUGUCGUUCAGGGUAAUAGACCGGCUCCGGUGAAACGGCUUGUUUACUAUUUCGAGAUUUUUGUCAAGGAUGCCGGGACUAAGGGUCAAAUCGCCAUUGGUUUCACUAGCGAGAACUUCAAAAUGCGGAGACAGCCAGGAUGGGAGGCAAACAGCUGUGGUUAUCACGGGGAUGAUGGAAAUCUUUAUCGUGGGCCAGGCAAGAGUGAUGAGUUUGGACCGAGAUACACUUCUGGUGAUAUAGUUGGGGGUGGUAUCAACUAUGCUUCACAGGAAUACUUUUUUACUAAAAAUGGGGCGGUCGUAGGGACAGCUUUCAAGGAAGUGAAGGGUCCAUUGUUUCCUACCAUUGCUGUUCAUAGUCAAAAUGAAGAAGUGCAGGUUAACUUUGGGCAGAAACCUUUUGCUUUUAAUCUUAAGGAGUUUGAAGUACAAGAGAGGAUGAAGCUACAAAUGACGGUUGAUAAAAUGUCUUUACCAACAAAUGUUAGUCAUGGACUUGUGCGCUCAUAUUUGCAAUAUUAUGGUUAUGAAGACACACUCCAUUCAUUUGACAUGGCUACUAAAAGUACUGUUCCUCCAAUAUACUUAGCUCAAGAAAAUGGGUUUGAUGAGCAAGAUAUAGUAUAUGCACUGGGUCAGAGAAAGAUUCUUCGACAACUAAUUAGGAAUGGAGAUAUUGAUGCUGCACUUGGAAAUCUUCGUGAAUGGUAUCCCCAGAUUGUUCAGGAUGAUAAAUCAGCAACUUGCUUUCUGCUUCAUUGUCAGAAGUUCAUUGAAUUAGUUCGAGUUGGAGCACUAGAGGAGGCUGUGAAAUACGGAAGAAUGGAGUUGGCAAAAUUUUUUGAGUUGCCUGGGUUUGACGAUCUAGUUAAGGACUGUGUUGCUCUGUUGGCAUAUCAACAGCCACAAGAGUCUUCAGUUGGGUAUCUUCUCGAAGAGACACAACGUGAGGUUGUGGCAGACACUGUCAAUGCAAUGAUCUUGUCAACAAAUCCUACUAUGAAAGAUUCACAAAGUUUCUUGCAUUCAUACCUCGAGAGGCUACUCAGACAGCUGACUGCGUGCUGUUUGGAGAGAAGAUCUUUAAAUGGGGAUCAAGGUGAAGCUUUUCAUUUGCACAGAGUACUUGAUAUUAAGAAGGCCAAGUGCUAGCUGAUCUUAUCUGUCACAGUUUGCAUCCCUUACCCUAUUCAUACGCACAGACAGCCUUUCCUAUUGUGUCACAUAUCUGGUUGGACUCAGCUCUUAGUUUGCGUAACUGAAUGGCCACUCAUACCUAGCUGAUCUGAAGUAGUGUUGCACUCAUCGGAAAGAAUGGUGUGUUCUCUCUAUCUCCAUGUGCUUUGUAUUUCACCAUUUUGAAGUCUCAGAAGAAGGUAUUCUAGUUGAACUAUGAUUUGGGAAAUGUAUGUACUGUAGAAUUAUGUGUUAUGAUCUUUGGAUUACCACAAGGAUCUGUACAAAAUUUGUUUGGGGAGCUACAUUGGAACUGUGUUCGAAUCAAACAGAAAUAGAACAGAUAAGAUGAUUACUGGAUGGUAAUGUGGGUGCUAGAGUUCUUACAUGUUAGUCCAAUUUUUUUUUCAUGAAGGAAAUCAGUUUAAUA